CUUAAAGCUAUCAUCAAGUUCUACACUUGAUAAUGAUAUCGAUAACUCUUCUGAAUUAGAAAUAUGUGAUCUUACUAUAGCAAGUAGAGCAUCCGAAUCUGAAGAAAAACUUGAUUGGAAUCCUAAUGAAAAAGAGUAUCAUGAAGAGGAAUAUGAACCUAAUGAUGAUGAGUCUUUAUCUGGUAAAGAAUUCUAUAAUGCAACAAUCUGA
Racocetra persica is the source of this 211-nucleotide messenger RNA. The record is from the annotation of a GenBank genome assembly. NCBI's taxonomy places the organism in Eukaryota, Fungi, Glomeromycota, Glomeromycetes, Diversisporales, Gigasporaceae.